Molecule: messenger RNA, 1716 nt
Organism: Silurus meridionalis
Lineage: Eukaryota; Metazoa; Chordata; Actinopteri; Siluriformes; Siluridae
Product: little elongation complex subunit 1-like
Exons: 12
Coding region: 320-1687 (455 amino acids)
Source: RefSeq, a predicted model, not a curated record
GCAUCACAAAAUCUCCGUAGUUUAUGUAAAGAAAACAGAAUGCAGUGGUUUUUCGCUCUACACUCUUCUAGUUCAAGUCAUUUGUUCUUUUGUCACGUGACUCCCAUAGAGGUUAUGCAGAAGCCCCGCCUCUCUGGUAUCGUCCAAAAGUACACGUCCCAAAGCCACGCCCCUUUUCCAUGGAAACCAGUAAACAAACAAUUUAUUUUUCUGGCGACAGAACGAUCAAAACUGUUUGUGGGUAAUAUUCAAAAUAUAUAAUAUAAACACACUUUAUACAUGAAAAGCUUGAAGAUGCAGGACAACAACACAAACAAAAAUGCUGGUAUUAAAAACCAGGCACUUAAAGGUGGGUAGAGUUUUGAUGCUUCUGCCUUCAGUGUAUGAAAACACCAGUCAACAUUUGGUAAUGCGAGGCCUGAAAAACAAAUUCGAAAGCCUUGAGAAAAGCAUUGGCUCAACGGAGGAAAAACUCUCCAAAAUAAAGAACGAGUUAAACAAAGAUGUCAAAUCUCCUCUCCCAGGAAAUCAAACCCAGACAAACCUGAGAGCAAAGAGAGCUGCAUCAGACAUGCCACCACCCAGUGCUGCUAAAACGCCUCGAUUUGAUGCUGCACCUCACAAACACACAACACAAUCCCUCAUCACUAGUGCAUUAGAAACACUGCAGGAUUCCUGCUAUGAUGUUUUAUCUCCAAACUGGAUUGAUGCACUACUUAAAGGGAAAUGUGAACUUCCUUCUCUGACAGAUGAAGAAAAAUCUGUCAUUUCCAAGUUUUGUGUAAAUGAGUCGUUAGCAGAGACGUUUCUGAAAGUGGUUUUGGACAAGAUCAAGGCGGAGAAAGAGUCUAUGGGACAUGAACUCCUGCAGUCUCUCUGUAGGGUUUAUGUGGGAUUGUGUCAAAAGAGAGGAGACUUAUAUAAAGCACAUGCCCUCGCCUACAGAUUUCUUAAAGAAGACUUUUCUGAAGCCCCAAAACUGAUAAUAGUCAUGGUGACAGCAUGGCCAAGUGUUUUCUCCCAAAACAGCCCUUUAUGCAGAGCCAUUCACAUCGUGUGCAAAAUGAAGGCAUACGGAAAGAUUUAUUACGUGCUCAGCAAAUAUCUGCACUGGCAUACGGAGCCUCCAGGAAACAUCUACAGAGCCAUCACCAGCACACUGAAGGCUCUUCUGGAAGACAAAAGUCUGACAUUCCAGAAGAGCAGUUGGUAUGGUGAUGAUCUCUGUCCUGCUGCCUGGGACUACGUAUUCAGCCUGGACCUUCUCUCUGCACAACUGGGCUGGAUUUGGACCGUCACCCAUGUUAUACGAAAGGGUGUGUUGCUCAUCUUGAAAACUCGGCUGUUGCAAACACAAACAGAGGAAACGUUCAAAAACGUCUCUGUAGCAGCAAUUUUCAGGCUACUUGGGCGACUUGGCCAACAAGGCCUGAAGGAGAAUCUGGCAGCAUCAGUCGAAGAUCUGGGAAAAAGCAUAACUGAGUUUGGGAGACAAAAUGAUUUGCCGUGGGAGGUGCAGCUCGCUGUGGUUUAUGCCACUCAUGAUCUGGCACCCAGCAACCCCAAAGUCGCUCUGAAGGCUUUGGAAUCAUGGAAGCAAAACCUCACAAAGCCCGUUCCUCCAGCCGUCACCAAGUGCCUAAAGCAGAUCGGCUUCCUCUGUUCCAACAUAAAGCUAAAAAAUUAGAUCACCUCAAAUCAAUUAUAAUAGAUUGA